AUAGCAUAUAAGGUUCUCUCUCUCUCACGUAGUGUGUCGCACCAUGCAUAUCAGUUUGUUCAGUAUUAUAUCCAUUUUACUUUAAAAAUCACAUUUACACUCACAAAUUCACAUUCACCAUUAUCACUAUCACUAUCAUUAUCACCGCCACCUCCUCUCUCCAACCAGACACAAUGAACUCCUUACAAUCAUGGCCCGAACCAAUCAUCCGAGUUCAAUCCCUCUCCGACAGCGGCCUAACCUUUAUCCCAGACCAGUACGUAAAACCACUCGCCGACAGGCCAUCUCUAACCGAACCACCACCACCACCAGCCGAAAUCAACAUCCCGGUCAUUGACCUCUCCCAACUCUUCUCCCCCGACCGCUCAAUCCGAUCCGCUACAGCGCGUGUCAUCUCACGAGCGUGCAGCGAGUGGGGGUUCUUUCAAGUGGUGAACCACGGCGUGAGCCACGAGCUGAUGAAGCGGAUCCGAGAGGUGUGGCGCGAGUUUUUUGAACUUCCCUCGGAGGAGAAACAAGCCUACGCGAACUCACCGGCGACUUACGAGGGGUACGGAAGCCGGCUCGGAGUGGAGAAAGGAAUGAAGCUGGAUUGGAGUGAUUACUUCUUUCUUCAUUACCUUCCGGAGUCGCUGCGUGAUCAGAAUAAGUGGCCGAGUCUUCCUCUCUCGUGCAGGGAAUUGGUGGCAGAGUAUGGAAAUGAACUGGUUAAACUGUGUGGAAAAUUGAUGAAGGUUUUCUCAGUGAACCUGGGAUUGGAAGAGGACUACCUUGGAAAAGCUUUUGGAGGAGAAGAAGUAGCUGCUUGUAUGAGGGUGAAUUUCUAUCCAAAGUGUCCACAACCUGACCUCACAUUGGGUCUCUCCUCACACUCGGACCCCGGCGGCAUGACCCUUCUCCACUCCGAUGAUCAUGUCGCAGGCCUCCAAGUCCGGCGAGGUGAUGACUGGGUCACUGUUAAACCUGUUCCUAAUGCCUUCAUUGUCAACAUUGGUGAUCAAAUUCAGAUUCUAAGCAAUGCAACAUACAAGAGUGUGGAGCAUAGGGUGAUUGUGAAUUCAGCCAAAGAGAGACUAUCACUUGCCUUCUUCUACAACCCUAAUGGCAACAUUCUCAUUGAACCCGCCAGUGAGCUCGUGACGGAGGACUCACCGGCUUUGUAUCCGGCGAUGACAUUCAACAAGUACAGAUUGUUCAUCAGAACAAAAGGUCCUCGUGGCAAGUCACAAGUUGAAGCACUCAAAUCACCCCAUUAAUAAUUAGAACAUAAGGGCUGUGUUUUUUUUUUUUUUUUUCUUCAUGUUAUGGUUAUAAAAAAAAAAAAUUGCAUAAUGCAAUUUAUCUUUUGCAUGUUAAAUCAACUUUAGACUAUCCCUUUU
Camellia sinensis is the source of this 1379-nucleotide messenger RNA. RefSeq names its product jasmonate-induced oxygenase 2. The record is from RefSeq and is a predicted model, not a curated record. NCBI's taxonomy places the organism in Eukaryota, Viridiplantae, Streptophyta, Magnoliopsida, Ericales, Theaceae.